Molecule: messenger RNA, 4247 nt
Organism: Bursaphelenchus xylophilus (pine wood nematode)
Lineage: Eukaryota; Metazoa; Nematoda; Chromadorea; Rhabditida; Aphelenchoididae
Source: the annotation of a GenBank genome assembly
AUGAGGCGCGAUACAGUUUACAUUCCGCCGGCUGGUGAAGAUGUUGAAUUUCGGUUGGUAAGCUACAUAUAUGCUAUCCUAUUUAUGAAUUUUACUUUGAUUCUUUUAUUUGAGACCUUAAUUCUUAUUAUUGGGCAGCAAAAACGUAAAAAAAUCGAAAUUUUUUACAUUACCCUGCUUAAAGUAAUAUAAAAAUUUUGUCAAAACUAUUGUCUAAAAUAAUUGUAAAUUAAUUUUUAGACCCUAAAAAACUUGAAGAUCAAAUAUACAGGACAUAAAAAUUAGACAGAUGCCUGAGGGCAACAAAAAAACUGUUCCCCAUAGAUCAUUCCUUCAACUUUUUCUGAAUAUUCCUCUAGACUUUUGAACCAAAAGCGGUUAUAAUUUGAAGGUCUAACAAAUAAAUUGGGUCUUUAGAACAGUUCCGAUGACAAUGAUUCCUUCGCUUCGGACGAACUGAACGACGAUCUGGAGAACGCAAGAUUACCCUCAGAUCCCGGUGAUGAAUACACAUAUGACCCGCUUACGAAGAUGGAAAAAAUAAAAAUGGUAAUCUAACGUAUUCUUUUUCGUUUAUGAAGCCUUCUUUUUCAGAAAGCUCAGAGAAUCCUACCUCAUGUUGGACUUUGUAUAUUGUUAUUGGUCUAUUUGUUGGUGGGAGCUGCGGUUUUUCAACGGAUCGAAGGGCCAAAUGAAAUUAUUGUAAGUUCAAUGCCUGAGGGCAUUAUUUAUACAUGAGAUUUAAAAUUUUGUACAAUUCGAUUCGCCAAAAAAAGAUUUUUUUUCAUAUUUUUUUUAUAAAAUCCCGGAAAAUCGGUCAUCCAGAAGUAAAAAAAUUUAUCAAAAUGAUGUUUUUUUUCAACUAACAGGGGAAGUACUCCAAGUGCGACGCUCAGAUAUUCUUUAAAUUUUGCACACACGUCGGGUAUGGACUAAAUAUCAAUUCCUGAAAGUUUUAGCUCGCGCUUUGCGAGAUAUCGAACGAUUUUUGCCGCCGAGAGAGCAGGCUAAACGUGGAGAGCGGUCAGAGAGAAAAGCGCUUUUUGGCCAUAACUUUGGCAGUUUUGUGCGGAAAAAUUUGAUUUUUUGUAGAAACAUUAUCCCUUACAGUAGAAGUAGGCAUGCAAAUUUUCGUGCCGAUAUUUGGCAAAAAGUCCUUAAUUUUGGCCGACUUUCGAUCUAAAAAUCUCGGUUGUUUCUGCAAAGCGCGAGUUGGGAUUCUCGCAUAUAUCUUAGAAAAAAUUAUUCUAAAUUUGUGCCAAGUUUCAUCAAAUGAUGACGUAUUUUUUGGAAUUCAAAAAUCUUCAGACCAAAGACAAUGAGCUCCGAGCGAUUUUCGGACUCCGAGAAAAUUUCAAAGAGUCCCUCUGGAAUCUGACCCACCAUCCCGACACAGUUAUUUCCCGCGACACCUUCGACGGCAUAAACCAAGAAUACUUUGAACGACUAGUCCAGGAAAUCUUCGCCGCUUACCGUAACCAGUUCAUCAACGAGAAGCAUCUGCUCAACCAAACGGAUCAAAUGAGCAACUUGUGGACAUAUCCAAACGCUGUGUUCUUCGCCACAACUGUGAUUACGACCAUCGGUAGGAACGGGAAAAAUGUGUUGAAUGGAAAAAUGAUGAUGUUUAGGGUACGGUCAUUUGGUACCGGUGACGGAAACCGGAAGGAUUGCAUGUAUUUUGUUCGCUCUCGUUGGAAUCCCGUUGUUGUUGGUUACGAUCGCGGAUAUUGGAAGGUUUUUAAGUGAAUUCUUAAACUAUGCUCAUUUGAAACUUCGGGCUUUUAUGAAGAAUGUAAGUUUGACAUAAGUUAUUGUUACACGGGACUAAUAGGGAAAAAUGAAAAAAAAGUUUUUCUGACGUAUUGGAGGCUCCUAGCAAGGGAUUUCCAGAAAUCACCGAAAUUUUUUUGUUAAAGUUGUCCAAAAAUAACGUUUUUUAACGACCCAAGGACUUAAAACUUUGGGCUGAAUUUCUAUAUAACUAUGUGAUGAAUGUUUCUACAAAAAAAUCAAAAUUUUCUAUUCACAAACAAAAAUAUAUGGGUGAAAAUCGUUUCCUGUCUGGCCAACCCUCCUUAUUUUACGUGCUCUCUCAUAAAGCAGACCGUUGAUUACCGAGCUCGUUGAUACAGUGAAGGACCCGAUCCAGUGGAAAAAACGUACCAUUUUGCAUCCGGGAAGCAUCAAAAAUAUGGCAAAAUGCUUCCCCGUCCAAGCGAAAAAUCUUCCUUUUGAAGGACGCGCGCGCCCUUUCCCUCACAAAAAGGGCGGGCGCGCUUUUGAAAUCGGAGUUUCUUCACUUGGAGAGGGAAACAUUUUGCCACAUUUUUGAUACUUCCCGGAUGCAAACUGGUAUGUUUUUUGCCACUGGAUCAGGUCCCCCACUGUAAGCGCGAUUUUUAUAACCCUUGUCUAUAAAAUUGUGAUCGCAUAUGACCGUAUUUUACACCCCCUUCUAGGUCCGUCGCCAAUCCCGUCGUCUCUCGCAUUUCCGCCGGAAAAACAGCGCAUCCCCCUCAGCGCAAUCCACAGGCACCGCGGCCACGGAAAAGGCCGGAAGUAUGAACUUGAAUGACCUCAGAGACCCGAACAGCCUCGACGAAGAGGACGAGGAAUUCGUCGAUGAAAAUAAACAACCCUUGAGAAUUCCGAUUUUAAUGGUGUUGGUCGUAAUCCUGUCGUAUACGGCGCUGGGAGGGCUGUUGUUCCAGAAGUUCGAGGAAUGGCCUUAUAUGGAGGCGUUUUAUUUUUGCUUUAUCACAAUGGCAACUAUCGGAUUUGGGGAUUACGUCCCGACGAAACAAAUGUAUAUCGUUAUCACACUUUGCUACAUCAUUUUUGGAUUAGCCUUGUAAGUGUGGUAAGGCGUAAGGCGGUUUUAGAUGCAAAGGGUUAAUAAUGGUUCUACGCAUGUUAAAAAAUGUUGACGUCAAAAAUAUUAGGCGUAGAAGUAUGACCGUGCUGUUUUUUUAGCUGUCCAUUUUUUACAGAGAGAAUGAAAGUUUUGGUACUACUGUUAAUAUCACCUAAAAGUACGUUGAAAACACUAUCUACUAAUAUAUAUGCUUUGUGUGGUCAGGCUUAUCAUAGCAGUUUUUACAAGGCUUCAAAGGUGACCAACUUUUGUCUAUUCAAUAAAAAUGACCCGGGGCUAUUCUUAAAGCGAUUUAAAAGUCGUAAACCCAUUUUAAAGUCGAUCUCAAAGCUCAUAAAUUUUAAAGCCAAGAAAAUAUUUAAAAAAAAGAAAUUGAGCUUGCUAUGACCCUGAUUUACCCAUUAAUCUCAACAAAUUCUCUCUAAAUUUCAGAGCUACCAUGUGCAUCGAUACUGCGGGUACCCAUUACAUUCGAAAAAUCCAUUACGUCGGGACGAAAAUGGAGGACGCGAAAGGGGCUGUGAUGACGGGUAUACAUCAUAGUGAACAUUUACUCAAACACAAAGGGAUCAAAAUCAUAAAAACAGCGGGUGGGAAGAUCUAUCGAGUCAGGUCGAGGUUGUUGUCGAAGGAACAGUUGGAUUACAUUUUGAAGAGCUCGCAGUAUCAGCAAAAGAACAUUAUUUAUGAACCGUUGUCGCCGAAGGUUACGAAGUUGGUCAGAGAGAAGAAUAUUCAUGUGAGUUUGGAGGGAAAGCAUACAUAACAAAGAGCUGAGAGCUGUCGUAUUUUGCAAAGGAAGUGCUCGAACUGCAACACUCAGAUUUUGCCUAAAUUUACAGUGGGCGACCUGAUUCAGUGGCAAAAAAGGUGCCAUUUUACAUCCGGGAAGGAUCAAAAAUGUGGCAAAAUGAUUCCCUCUCCAAGUAAAGAAACUCCGAUUUCAAAAACGCGCCCACUCUUUUUGUGGGGAAAAAAGGUACACCCUUCAAAGUAAAGUUUUUUCCCUUGGAGAGGGAAGCAUUUUGCCAUAUUUUUGAUGCUCCCCGGAUGCAAAAUGGUACGUUUUUUGCCACUGGAUCAGGUCCCUUUCACUGUAGGUCGCGCUUUGAGCACCUCACCUAUAAGUUUUUUUCUUUGUUUAUUCAAAUUUUAGAUUCUUCCUGAUGACAUUUCGGAGAGUGAAUGUCGCGGAGGCCUAUUCAAUCCGGACUAUGAGAAAAAGUACAUGAAAACCUUCUUCUCCUAUGCUGAACGAUCGCCCAAUCGGAUCAAAAGAGAGAUGGUCCCAAGAGAUUCCCUGACCGAAAAGAACGCGUCCACAGUCAGCCUUGUAGCUCCGUUUGUGCUCAAGGAAAGCAAUAUUUAA